CUCUGUCCAGAAUCACAAACCGCAGAUCAUGCCUCCUCCCCCAUCAAAACCACCCCAACCCUGCCCCCACAAAACUUUACAACUCACACCCUCCCCCUUUGCACCUCUAGCAGGCUAUACACAGCCUAGCAGCCCUGAAUGCUUAGCAGCCCAACACUACACACCAUCUUCCACAGCAGCGCGCAGCCGAAACAAACGCAAGCGAGACCCUACCGCUCAACCACCCCAGAAACCACAAUCCAAAAUCGAAAUCGACAAAGAACCCACAACAUUCCCAGCUCCACUGGUACUACCAUAUGACCAGUUAAACUACGACCCCGACGAAGAACCUCAGAGUUUGACGGAAUGGGUUGAAGGCGAGCACAGGAAUGUGGUUACGAAGGAGAGGAACGUGGUUUAUGUAGUUGGGUAUCCAGAAAUCGGAGAGGAGUUAAAGGGAAUAGGGAUGAAUGAGUGGGCGAAACCUCAAGUCGCCGGCACGAACAAAGGGGAAGAAGGAAAAGAGGAGGUGGAGCAGCCCGACAUCGAAGAGAUAGUGGAGUAUCUUCAAGCGUUCUACCACGGACUCCGAGUCCAGCGUCUCGACACACAACUCACAUACCUUCCCUGGACCACCAACGCCCGCGGGAAGAAAACUCCAUCACGCACAAAACCAAAAACUUCUUCAUCUUCUUCGUCCUCGACAACGCCCCACACAGUCCCAAAAUACAUCUCCCUCCACCACCCCCGAACCAAAACCUCAACACGGAUCCGCGUCCGCCCCUCCCCCUCUAUCCCUCCAUCCCCACCCUUCCCCGUCCAACUCAACCUCAACGACCUCCUCGACGGUCUCCUGGCCAUCCUCCCAUCAGACGCCUACGCGAUCCUCCUCCUAGUUAAACAAGACAUCUACGAGUCCCCCGAGGACGACUUCUGCUGCGGCCGCGCAUACGGCGGGUCCCGCAUCGCCGUGGUGCAAACAGCGCGGUACCACCCGUCCCUGCACCCCAGCGGAAACGAACAUGUAUGGCCGAUGAGCCACUGUAAAGCGUUCGUGAACGCUAUUUGUGAGGGUGAGGAAAAAGGGCUAGGGAGCAAACCCGCUAGUAAAAAGGAGAUGGAGAUGUCGAGGGAUGAGGGUGGAGGGGUUAGGAGGGCGAUUUCGGCGGCGAUGGCGGGUGGGGAUGGGGGUCAGGAGGAUAAGAGAGCCUUGUGGACGUCGAGAGUGGCGCAGACGGCUUCACAUGAGUUGGGGCAUUGCUUUGGGAUGGCGCAUUGUGUUUAUUUUGCGUGUAAUAUGAUGGGUACGGCGGGGAUGGAGGAGGAUUUUAGGUGUCCGCCGUAUUUUUGUCCUGUGUGUCAGGUCAAGUUGGGGUAUGCGGUUGGGGAGGGUACUUUGGAUCAACGUGAAUACGAGAAGAGGAGGUUGGAAGGUUUACGAGGGUUUUGUAAGGGGAACGGGAGGGAGAAGGCGCUUAUGUGGAGGGCGUUGGGUGGGUGGGUUGAUGCUAGGCUUGAGAGUCUUUAA
This is a messenger RNA of Periconia digitata, 1507 nucleotides long. Lineage: Eukaryota; Fungi; Ascomycota; Dothideomycetes; Pleosporales; Periconiaceae. The record is from the annotation of a GenBank genome assembly.